Rhopalosiphum padi (bird cherry-oat aphid) is the source of this 7465-nucleotide messenger RNA. RefSeq names its product inositol polyphosphate-4-phosphatase type I A. The transcript is spliced from 18 exons. The coding region runs from base 363 to 4022 and encodes 1219 amino acids. NCBI's taxonomy places the organism in Eukaryota, Metazoa, Arthropoda, Insecta, Hemiptera, Aphididae. The record is from RefSeq and is a predicted model, not a curated record. Gene Ontology annotation, cellular component: cytoplasm. Gene Ontology annotation, molecular function: phosphatidylinositol-3,4-bisphosphate 4-phosphatase activity.
UAUUCAUCGUUUCACCAAGACACCAAAUACUAUAGAUUAUUAUCCAUAGUAUUUGGUUUCACUCAUAAUAAUAAUAUUUAUUUCAAUAGGUUCCUAUUCAAAUUUUAAUCUCUUUUCUAAAUUAUUUAGUUUUUAUCUAUACAGAUCAAUUUUGACCGUUUCUAAACAUGAUGUUAUUUUUGUACAAUCCAAAGUAGAAAUGUUAUUAGUGGAAACUGAGAAUGGAAAACCAUUUUGGUUAACUACACAGUUCUUUACUGAGGCAGGUAAAAAACAAGUGGACACAUAACAGACAUGGUUCACUAUUGUAUUUUUCACAUGCAAUUUACCUGGUAGACUUGUUUGUUGGUCCAACAAAUGAAAUGCGUUUCAAUAAACAGGAGAUGAUCACAUUGGCACAACAACCAUCUAAUAAAUUUGACAAAGAAGGACUGUUAUUUGUUCGCGAACGCCAAGAAGGGUUUUUUAGAAGAACUGAGAAGAGAGAUUCAAAACGAAGCAAAAAGCGAGAACGUCUAAGCGAUUUGAACUGUUAUGGCGGAUCACAUAAAGCUAAUUUUGAGCGUUGGUGUCGUUUAAGAGGAAAUUUGCUAUUUUAUCUCAAAUCUCACGAUCAGCUAUCAGAUUUACUAGGUGUUAUUGUUCUACAAAAUUAUUCUGUACAAUUAGACGAGUCUCCACCAGAAGGACCAUUUAGUUUUCAAAUAGUAUUUGAAAAUGGUAUUUGUCAACAAAUUGCUGCGCAUACAGAGUUAGAAAGAGAUUCUUGGUUAGAAGCCAUAAAGCAAGCAAGCUACGAAAUCAUGCGGGCGAGACUGUUGAAUUUAAGAAGGCAAUUAGAAGAAAAACGAAAACCAGAUUUAGAUAUUAAUAUGUGGAGAUUACGUAAAAAUCAACCUAAAUUAGAUCUAACAAAGGUACCAUUGUGUGAAAUAUGUUUUUCUUGUGAUAACCUGAUGUGUGAUGGGCAUGGACGUUCUCCAAAUCCAGCAAUUGUUGUAUCAAUUUGUAUACCAAGCGAAAAUGUUUGGAUAAACUAUGCUAAUACAGAAGUUAUCAUCGAUAAUAGUAAUCCAACAUUUUUGAGAACUAUAUGGUUACAGCGGAGUGAUGGGUUAACUGAGGAUUGUAUUCUUCGAGUAUCAGUCUAUGAUGUCCGAGAAUGUAUUUCUGGAACUGCAGUGAAAAUGGGACAUUGUGAAACAACACUUUGUUCGUUGUUAGAAACUACUCAUUCAGGAAACAAUGGACAACGUGUCCGUUUGCCACUGUCUUCGCCAAGUAUUACGUCUGAUUCAGAUAAAAUUAUUGGUUUUGUGUCCAUGAUGAUUUGUCGCCCAGAUAAACAGAUUGGACAUAACAUGAGUACAGAGUCCACACCAUGCAAAUCAUUAAUGUAUAACAAUCAUAACUUUCCUAUGGUAAAUCAUCGUAGAACUCAAUCAUUACCUCCAAGACUUGGAUCCAGAUUACAUGUUCCAUUACAGAACUAUCUAUAUUUAUUAUUUGACAAUGUAUCAUUUGUGACAUAUCGUUUUCAUUCUGGCCUAAGGGGUGAUAUAUCUGUUUAUGAAAUAAUGGCUGAAAGCAAGUUAUGCUUUUAUUUACCUCAACAAUUAUUAAACAUAUGGAUUCUUGAAGAAAAAGAACUUUUACAAGAAGUGUCAGGAAUGGGUGAAUUAUCUGAACCAUGGCAUUCAAAACAAGUAGAACUACUUGACCGACAUUUACAACUAUUACAUUUGUAUUCUCAAGCUAAACAAAAUCUAGAAAAUCAAAAAGGGGUUAAUUUUAAACCAAGUUCACGUAAAAAUGACCGUUCUUUAGAGUUUGCACCAACAAACUUACAUUUACAACGUAUUUGGGUUCAAAAUGAUACACUAAAAAAAAGUGGAUUUUAUGAUACAAUAACAGUUGGUGCAUUUACUGCACAUUCACACAAGUCUAAAACUGGAGGAUUGAUAAAACUAUUACAACAACUCAAAGAAGCACCACUUAAAACAAAUGACCAUGCGAUGGCCAGUAGUAAAAUUACUAUGGCGUUUGAUGCAAUUCAAGCAAUUAAACUUUUAAGACGAGAGGUAGUGGAUGCAAUGAAAAAUUUGUUAAAUUUAGCUAAAGACAAACAAACCUCAGGAAUGAUGCCAAUUUGUAAUGAUAUGAUAUCUAAAACUCGUAUUUUGCUAAGCCUUUGGGAUCCAAAGCUUGUUGAAGAAGCUUUAAAUUUUAUCGAAGAACAUAAAGUGACACCUGUCUUGUGUGAUGACAAUGAAUCUGUGAAACAUCCUUCAAAUUAUCAUGUAUCGCCAUUUAAACGUAUAGCAAGCCAGAUAAAUUUUGAUUUACAAUCACCAGAUACUGAGGAUUUGUACACUCCUGAAAGCCCAAAAUGUUUGAGGAAUUUGAUGAAAUUUGAUUCAAAAGAAAUCCAAGAAGAACAUGACUUUAGCAAUAAUGAAGACCAGCAACAGUUUAUUGUAUUUCCAGAAUCUAAAGGUGAAAUGGACAAUAAUCAAGAAGAAGACGCAAAUCAUGUUUCUGGUUCAAAAGAAAAUUCAUUACUAAAUGAAAGCAGCAAUGGUAUGAAAACAGGUCAAUUUUUGGACACUUAUUCAAUGUGUAAUUCACCGUCAGCCAACUAUUAUAAGCCUACUGAAGAACCAGAACCUUGGGAGCUUACUCAGUUGAAUAUUGAAGCUAGUAUUAUGUGUCUUGUGAGCAAAGUUAAAUUUUUAUGUGGCCGUUGCAAUAGUCCAGCAGUGAGAUUGAGGUCUCAAAGAUGUCGUAGUUUUCGUUCAAAUUCAUCAACGAUACAGCCAACAAAUUCUCAUCAGCCUGUGAGCUUAGAUUCUAGAUUUACUCAAAUUGCUGAUAACGAUGCACAAAAAACUACUAGUAACAAUGCACCUUCCAGAAACAAGUUUACAGAAGGGCUUGAUUUUAAUCUUAUGACUGAUUGGGGUUCUGAAUUAAAGCCAAGCAUGCGUAAACUUCGUCAAGCUAUGGAUGGACUUUUGAAAACGGCUAGACUUACACAUAGUGUUUUCAGAGUACAAGAGGAUAAACGGUCAGCUGAAAGGUCGUGCAAUGUUCGUUACCGAAGACAUGUUUGUUUUUCACAAGCGUUAACUGCUUUGGUAAGUGGUUUAAUGGCAAGAUUGUGGUGUCAAAAGCCUGAACCUGAAUUUCUGUAUGUGUUAUCUUCAAUUGGUUGUUUAGCCUCUUUUGAAUGUUUAUUGAGUUACUAUGGUAAUGAAAUUGAUAUGUGGGGUGAUAUGGCUGUUGCCAUUGAAGACCUGGCUACUGUGAACUUCACCUUAUUACCAUUAUCGCAAGCUGUUAGAGAAAAUCCAAAAGAUGAAAUCAUGCCACGUAUUGUGGGUUCUAAGAAUUCAUUAUGCGUUUUAUUACCAGUUCCUGAUUUAAUUCAGUCUCUAUUGCCUUCUAAAAAUAUUGCUCCAUUUCGGGUUACACCUGUUUUUUUUAAUAUGGGUAUUAAUGAAAUGGCGACUAUUGCAGAAAACCUUGGAAAUACAAAACCACAAGAUAGUAGCAAUAUUGAUAAUUUUGAAAGAUUAAGUGAAUUCUGUUCAAGAUACCGUAAACUUAAUUUAUCCAGUAAUGGUGAUUGUGAACGGCAAGGUACUUCUGUUGCAGAAUUAAUGAGCAAUUUAAAAGAUUCAUUACAAAGCAGUAAGAGUAAAAAUGUAGAAAUACUACAAACAGCAGCUAUAGUGUGUCGCCGUUUGAAAGGUUUAAGAUUUACUAGUUGUAAAAGUGCUAAAGACCGAACAGGUAUGUCAGUCACAUUAGAACAGUGUUCUAUUUUAAAUUUAGAGUAUGGACUAGCAGAAAGUGAAAUUCAACAAGCAUUAGAUUGUAUGAGAAGUGAGGGGUGUAGGAGAGAAAAUGCAUACAAAAAUACCGGUGUCAGAAAAUAUGCAUUUAACAGAUUACAACACUUUACUUUACCACAAAUGUAUAGACCCCCGGCUGGUACUUAUGGAUCAAGCCAAACUUAAAUGGUUACCAUGGUUGUUUAUUAUUUUAUUACUUUUUUAUUUCAUUUAUUAUUUUAUUAUUGAUUUUUUCAUCCUUUAAAUUGAAAAACAAAGUUGUUUGAACUUUAUAAUGUUCCUAUACUGAGACUGUUGUCUGAUGUACUUAGAACCUCUGCAAACAAUUUUUGAAGUAAGGAAAACUCGCUAUUAUAGUUUAUAAUCAAUAAUAAUAAUAUAUUAUUUAUAUUGUUGUGGGUUUUAUUUUCAAGAGAAAAAAAUUGUGCUAAUUAAUUUGUUUGUUGGGGUCACAAUAAAAUAAAUACAGUAGUUGUUUCUUAUUCUGAACAAAUCGCCAAAUAAGUUGUUCCCAGAUUAAGUAAAUUAGUAAUAAUGGUUUAUUUGGUACUAAAAAUGUUGCCUAUAAUAUGUGGUGGUUUGCAUUAUCUAAUGGAUAAAUUUAUUAGUGAAUACUGUAUUAGUAUUUUAAUAAUGAAUUUAAUUAGUCAUUAUUCGUUAAAUACAUUUUGAUAAUUGUGACUAUAGUAGUUUGAUUAAAUAUUUAUUAUUUAGUCUGAUAUUGACAUUAAAUUAUGGAAGCAUAUUUUUUGAAUACUGAAAUAAAAGUAUUCUAACAGCAGUUGUGAUUUUAGCAUUGAAUACAAAUUUGCGUAUAAAUUUAUUCAUAAUUAAUUCAGGACACUGCAUAAUAAUACAAUUAUCACAAAUUUUAAAUAUUUUGUUUCAACUCAUCAAAUAGGAAAUAAUUUUCUGGAAACUAAAUAGGUAGAUACUGCAAUCAUGGGAUGAAAUAUUUAAUUUUGAUUAGUAACAAUUUUUUUUAAAAAGUUAUUUAAUUUGAUUACCUUGACCGUUUAACAAUAAUUGUUUAUAAAUCAGUGACUGAAGCUUAGCCAAGAGUGCUGAAAAGGCUGAUUGAAAUUGCUUAAUUUUAUUUAUUUUUUAAACAAUUUUUAGUUUUAAAUUCAUUUUUCAUUUUAUUUAAUGCUUAUUUGACAAUUAUAUUAUUAUAAUAUAAGGCUCAACUCCUAUUAGGUCGGGGAGGCGUUCACAAAUGAUAUUGUUUUAUAAUUUUGGAGAAAAUAUUUGGGAAUAGAAAUAUUGUUCUAAAAUUAUUUCAUAGUUAUCGAGAAUUAUAAUACAAAUUUGACUGAUUCAAACAAUAUAAAUAUUGCCAACGACACACUUUUUCACACAAUAUUCCCACAAGUCCUAUAUAUUCUAAUUAUAUAAUACAAAAAUGAUACCUUUUUCUCCUAUUUGGCUAUAGAAUAUGUAUACAUUAAAUAUCUAAAAGCAUACAUUAUAGAAUCAUAUAAAUUUAAAUUAGAAUUUCUGCUCUGUUUUAUAUACAUGUGUAUAAAAAAUAAGCUUAAAGAACUUUCUUACAGAAUUGGUGGCAUAUAAUUUUAAAUAAAAAAAAAAUCAAUUCUAUUUAAUUUUGAGACAUCUAUUUUUUCUCCUAUUAACAACAUUUUUAGUAAUAAUUAUUGACUGUGUAUCAUUUAAAAUAACAAUAACAAAUAAUUGUAAUCAUAGUUUUAUUAUUUUAUUAUUAAAUACUAAUCGUAUACUGUAUACUUAGUGUAUUAAAAACUGGGUUUGUACAAUUGUUAUUAUUUAGUCUAUUUUAUAACAACUAGUAGAUGAUGACAAACAGUUUUUAAAUUUAAACUUAAAUUUUAGAUAAUAAUUAUACUUAAGAUUUAUCAUAUUUUAACUGUUAAUUAAAUCUUUAAUUACAUUAUAUUUAUGUUAUUUGUCAAUUUUUUAAGACAUGAUAUGUGCCAAACUUAAAUCAAAAAUUGUUAAACUUUAAUCUAUUCAGUUAAAUUUUACAGUUUAACUUAAAAAUAUUUAAUAUACUUGGGUUUGAGCGCGUGUCUUCCUGUUAUUAUCAAAUCAUAGAUUCUCUAUUAUCUAAGAUACAAUUAUGUUGCUCAAAAUGUACAACAGAACCUUUAAAUUAUAAUAUAAUAUUUAUUAUAUUAACAUACUUUUAAGUUAAUUAAGAAUUACAUUUAAAAUCCAUUCAAAUAUUACCUUACAUUGUGUUUGUCCAAUAUACAAUUUUAUUUUAUUGAUAAAUGUAUACUUAUAAUCAUUUUGAUUUUUUAAAAUUUUAUAAUUAACUAACUUAAGUUUCCAGUUUGCACAUUUUUAUUUUUUGAAAAUUAUAGCUGAACUGUUACCAUCAAUGUGUUUUUAGAAAUUUAGUAAUUUUCAACAAAAUAUUUAUUAUUUGUUAUGCAAUUUAUUUUUAUUAUUAUUUCUUCUACAUAGUAUGUUUAUUUGAACAUAUAAAUUAUUAUUUAUCAAAGUUAUUACACUGAAAUUGUUUUCGUAUCAAUUAUUGUUAUAUUGUUUCUAUUCAUAUUAUUCUAAAACAAAUUUUAUUAUAUAAAUUAGAGAAUUUUUUUGUACUGUGAUUAUAUUAUUUAACAGCUCACGCUUACCUUUAUGUUUUAUGACUUGAUAUUUUAUUAUAUUUAUUUUGUUGUACCCGACUAUCUGUAAAUUGUAGUUAUAUUAUUUUAUGUGCAAUUAAAUUUUUUUAAAUGAUUUAUUGUUUAUUAUUAAAUAGUGUUUUCAAACAUCAUUCAAGUGUAGAAUAAAUCACUAUGUAAAAUAUAUCUUAUAUUAAAAAAUUAAAUAUCAAAUUUUGUCUAACAUAACAUAAUUUGUUUUUAAUUAAGUAUAUUAAUUAUUAGUCCAGAGCUCGUAAGUUCGUACACUAAAAAAUGCAUAAAUUAGCAUGUAUUCAUGCUCUUAACAUUUUUAAAAUAUGCACUAUGUAAAAAAAUCACAGGCAAAUUUUAAAAGUUUUUUAUUCCUUUUAAUUUUUAUACGCUUUAAAAUAAUCAAAAUUAAUAAAAAAAAAAAACAAAUCAAAACCAAUACUAUCAUUUUGUAAAUAGGAAAAUAAAUAAAAUAAGAAACAAAAGAGAAUCAAAAUAUUUAAAUAAAUAAAUAUAAUAUUUUUUUAUGUAAUAAUAAGCGCUAAUAACCCUAAAAAAUCUACUGUAUGACAAAUAUGCCUUUACACACAAAAUAUUCAAAAACAUGCACUUUAUAUAAUUAUUACCAUUGUUAUUAAAUAGAUUUAUAUCUCAGUUAGCAUGUUUUCCUGUGUAGCAAAAAAUACAUGCAAAUGCAUGAACUUACGAGCGCUGAUUAUUACUGUACUUAGAAUCAUAGACCUAUUAACUUAAUUAAUUUAAUAUUAAAUUUAUUAAUAGGUCUAUGCUUAGAAUAUUAUGUUAAUAUAUUUAAAUUAAUUUAUUAAUAAUUAAUGGCCCAUUAACCAACUGCACUUUGAGUAAUCAAUUAUGCUAUCUUUUAUAGAGUGUACUUAAGCUGGCCUAUUGUAUUAUUUUUGUUAAUCAAAUAUAUUAUGUAAACUAUUUAAUAUUUAUAUUAAUAAAGUUUUUAAUUGGUACUAAAAA